Ruditapes philippinarum (Manila clam) is the source of this 732-nucleotide messenger RNA. RefSeq names its product ficolin-1-like. The record is from RefSeq and is a predicted model, not a curated record. Lineage: Eukaryota; Metazoa; Mollusca; Bivalvia; Venerida; Veneridae. The coding region runs from base 1 to 732 and encodes 243 amino acids. The transcript has a single exon.
AUGACUGACGAUAAAUAUUUGUACCAUAAUUUACUUUUGCAGACAUCCGAAAAGUUAAACAAGAAAAUACAUCGUCUACCAGGCGUUUCUGACUGUUUAUCCCUAUAUGAGCUUGGCUAUGCUGAAGACGGUGUGUAUGUUAUUCAACCGAAGGAAGGUGUUGAUAUUGAGGUGUGGUGUGACAUGUCAAAUGGUGGAUGGACAGUAAUUCAACGCCGUCAGGAUGGAUCUGAAAACUUUUAUAGAAAUUGGGAUGAAUAUGUAAAUGGCUUCGGGAACACAACAGGCGAGUACUGGCUUGGUCUUAAGUACAUAAACAUAUUAACUACAAUUGGGAGUGCACUUUAUAUAGAAAUGGAAACGUUUGAACAUGAUAAUGUAUCACCCGCAUCAGCUUUUGCCGAAUAUUCCACAUUUAAGGUUAAUGACGAAACUGAUAAAUAUAGGUUGACAGUUGCAGGAUUUUACGGAAACUGUUUUGAUUGUUUAAAUGCUCAUAACGGUGUAAGAUUCACUACAUUCGAUAAUGAUAAUGACUUGAGAGGUGGUGAUAAUUGUGCCGUUAUGUUCCAUGGAGGUUGGUGGUAUACAAACUGUCAUGAAUCCCAUUUAAAUGGUUUGUACUUGGGAGGUGCUGGCUCAGAGUUUGGCAAAGGUAUCACUUGGUAUAGAUGUUGGGGACAACGAUAUUCGUUAAAAGACGUUGUCAUGAAAAUACGUAGAAACGUAUGA